Kogia breviceps (pygmy sperm whale) is the source of this 903-nucleotide messenger RNA. NCBI's taxonomy places the organism in Eukaryota, Metazoa, Chordata, Mammalia, Artiodactyla, Physeteridae. The record is from RefSeq and is a predicted model, not a curated record.
GAACAUGGCGGAGGCGGGAAAAGAGCACGCGGGCUUCGGGCUCCCGGGAGGAGGUGCGGCACAGUGGCCUCUACAGCGGUAUGGCCGCUUCAUGCCCUCGGGCACUGGAGAGCCGCCUGAGCCAGGCCAGGAAGCUGGCACAGCCUCUUCCCCAACAUGGAAGGUUUUUGACUCCAGUGAAGAAUCUGGGCAUCUUGUUCUCACCAUAGUUAUAUCGGGUCAUUUCUUCAUUUCCCAAGGACAGACACUGUUGGAAGGGUUUUCACUCAUUGGUAGCAAGAACUGGUUGAAGAUUGUAAGACGCAUGGAUUGUCUGUUGUUUGGAACAACGAUAAAGAACAAGAGUCGUAUGUUCCGGGUGCAGUUUAGUGGAGGCUCAAAGGAGCAGGCGCUGGAACACUGCUGCAGCUGCGUGCAGAACCUGGCCCAGUACAUCACUGUCCAGGUGCCUGACGGAAUCAGCCAGGAACUCGGGCUGAGUCCUAGCCCACUGUGCACAGGUGAAAGCCAAAGGAAGGGCUGUGUGCAGAGCAUCCCACCACAGCAUGACUCACACCAGAACCCGGAGCAGCAACAGUGGGUACCGGCUGGCACAAGCACUCCAAGAGGAAGGAUCUCAGUAGCCUGGUUAGCUCAGUCUCUCCUGGCAUCAGAGGAGCUGCCCGUGGUCUAUGAACAAUCAGCAUGGAACACAGAAGAGUUAGGCCCCUUUCUACGCUUGUGCCUCAUGGAUCAAAAUUUCCCAGCAUUUGUGGAAGAGGUGGAAAAGGAACUAAAAAAGCUGACAGAGCUGAGCAACUAACAUUCUAUGUACAUAGAGAACUGAGGAACUUCAGCGCAAUGGAAAAAAUGCUUCCUCCUAAGAUUAGAGAAGAUACUAGAAUAAAGAGUAUUAUUCCAACA